Messenger RNA from Plasmodium yoelii, 1059 nucleotides. Its product is annotated as conserved Plasmodium protein, unknown function. NCBI's taxonomy places the organism in Eukaryota, Apicomplexa, Aconoidasida, Haemosporida, Plasmodiidae. The record is from RefSeq and is a predicted model, not a curated record. Bases 1 to 1059 code for a protein of 352 amino acids. The transcript has a single exon.
AUGAAAAAUUUAGAUCAUAAGUAUAUUUGUGAUGAAAAUAAAAGUAAGACGAAUAUGAAAAAUAAAAACGUUAAAAAUAAUGAUAAGAGUGGUAAUAAUUAUGAAUAUAUUGCUGAAGAUCAGCAAGCUAGUAUAAUUAAUUGCAAAGGAAUCAAUAAUAGAGAUAUAAAUAAUAAAUAUAACAAUAAAUCAUUCUCUAAAUAUAAUCAUAAUAAUAUUAAAAACAUCAAAGAAAAUAAUGAUACACUUUUUGAAAAUAAGUCACACACAUAUUACACCACAAAAGGAAAAAAUAAUAAAUUUAACAUUCACAAAUCAGUUAGUUGUAUUAAUAAUAAUAUUCCUAAUAUAAUGUGUAAUAAAAAAAACGAACCUUUUGAAAAAAGAGAGGUUUUUAAAAAAAAUUAUGAAAAAACUAAUUUUUACAAGAACCCCUAUCAUUAUAAAACUAACCAACAAGCAUCUAAGAAUUGGAAAAAAAAUAGCGGCAAUGUAGAUGCAGGUGAAGAUGCAGGUGAAGAUGCAGGUGAAGAUGCAGGUGAAGAUUGUGAGAAGGGUAGCGGCAAUGUAGAUGCAUGUGAAGAUUGUGAGAAGGGCAGUGGAGGGGAUGCGGAUGCGCAGUGGGAUAAAUACGACGAAAUAAAUGAUCUUUAUUUUGAUAUUAACUCAGAAAUGAGUAAUAAUUAUAAAGAUAAGUUUUCUCCAAAUUUGAAUUUACAUACUACAAACGAAGAGGAGGAUGAUACAAAUAUUUAUGGUAAUAAAAAUAAUAUAUAUCAUGUAUCAUUAAAAUGGUUAGAAAAUGAUGAAGAAAAGGUUUUACUUUUAAAUCAUAUAAAACGACUAGAAUAUCAAAAUAGUAUAUUUUUAAAAAAUAUGUUAAAUAUGUAUUAUACAUGUAUAGAUUAUAUUAAAAUGCAAGAUGAAAAAAUAAAAAAAAAAGAUAAAAUAAUUCAUUUUAAAAAUCAACUUAUAAUGAAAUUAAAAAAAAAUAAAAUGAACUAUGAUGGUACUACAGAUAUUAGCAAUUUCGAUGACAACCCAAAUGGCCUUAUUUAG